Molecule: messenger RNA, 1726 nt
Organism: Spodoptera exigua (beet armyworm)
Lineage: Eukaryota; Metazoa; Arthropoda; Insecta; Lepidoptera; Noctuidae
Source: the annotation of a GenBank genome assembly
CAGAUUUAAAGAAAUAGUGGUGUUAUAUUAGGUUAUAAUCGAUAUAUUAUAAGUAAAAUUAUUUUUUAUUGUACAUACAAGCGUUACCAAAAGAUCUCAACGUCAGACGUCAUUACAAUUAAUCAUUAGAAAUGAAAAUCGCUGUAGAAGGUUGCGCCCAUGGCGAACUUGAAAAAAUAUACGAGUGUAUUGAAACAAUUCAGAGGAGGGAAGACAUGAAGAUCGAUCUCUUGAUAUGUUGCGGUGACUUUCAAGCUGUUCGUAACCACGAGGACCUGCGAGCUAUGGCUGUGCCGCAGAAAUAUCAGCAUAUGUGUUCAUUUCACAAAUAUUACAGUGGUGAGAAAAGGGCUCCUAUAUUGACAAUAUUCAUUGGAGGCAAUCAUGAGGCUUCAAACUAUUUGCAAGAACUGCCUUAUGGCGGCUGGGUGGCUCCUAAUAUUUAUUAUUUGGGCAGAGCUGGUGUUGUUAGGUUUGGAGAUUUGAGAAUUGGAGGAAUGUCAGGAAUUUACAAAGGUCAGGACUAUGGACAAGGUCACUGGGAAUGCCUGCCCUAUAACCAAAGUUCGCUUAGAAGUGUGUACCAUGUCAGAUCUCUGGAGGUCUUUAGGCUAAACCAGCUUAAAGAGAAAGUCAAUGUUAUGCUGUCCCAUGACUGGCCAAGAGGCAUCACUGAUUAUGGCAACACGGAAAAGUUGUUGCACUUCAAAACAUUUUUGAGGGAAGACAUAGAGUCUGGUCAAUUAGGCAGCGUUCCAGCUAUGAAAUUACUUCAGUCACUGAAACCAGACUAUUGGUUUGCAGCACAUUUGCAUUGCCAAUAUGCAGCAAUUGUCAAGCAUGAUGACUCAGAAACAAAGUUCUUAGCAUUGGACAAAUGUUUACCUAAGCGAAGACAUCUGCAGAUUUUAGAUAUACCUCCUGAGUAUAAUGGUGACAUGUGCCUAAAGCAUGAUGCUGAAUGGCUAGCAAUUUUAAGAAAUACAAACCAUUUGCUUGUUGUAAAAAAUGUUAAUCAGCACAUGCCUGGUCCUGGUGGAAAUGAGAGGUAUGACUUUACACCUACAGAAGCAGAAAAGGAAAAAGUGAUAAGUUUACUCGGAAGUCUUUUAAUAACAGAAAAUAGUUUUGUCAGGACUGCUGCACCAUUCAAUCCAAAUGCACCAAAAAUUACUCCACAGGAACCAUUACUCAAUCCUCAAACAGUUGAACUAUGUGAAAAACUUGGAAUUGAUGACCCAGUACAAGUAGUGAUGGCAAGGUCUGGUCGGAAAAUGAGACAACCAUGUGUUGAAGUUGGAGAAACAAAUUUUGAAACACAAAAUUUACAUUCUUCACCAAAACCAGUUGAGCAAACUCCUGUUAUGCAAACACCUAUCAAAUCAUCAAAGCUGUCACUCUGUCUUCCACCACCAGUUACACCGUGUGGAGAAAAUGAGAACUCUUCACCUACAUCAACACCAGAGCCUACUACAGCAGCAAAUAAUUUCGACAGUUUGAUUUAUGAAUGUAAAACACCAAUGUCUGAAACUAAAAAGAAAUCAUUCAAAAGGCGAAACAUGUCCAUUUAUAAUGUUUCAGAAGAUGGGAGUAGUAGCGCUGAGACACCUUCUAUAUUAGAUGAAGACAGUCCUAGUUCUAAAUACACACGUGUACAAAGUUUAUCUCUGGACUAACUCUUAACAAUAAUGAUAGAACUUAUAAUGUUAGGAAAGUAUAGUAAAGA